AUGGUGUUGAUUUACGCGGUUCGACGUCAUACAUAUUUGGCUCGAUGUGAGGAACUACACGAAUUUAUCAGGGAGAAAGCCACACAGCUUCCGGACGACGUUGGUGCGGACUUCAAGAUCAUUUGUCAACAGGUCUCUCAACAGAACGCAUUCGAACAGGACUUCCAAGCAACGGAACUACAGGUGCAGAUGAUCAACCAAACUGCGGAACAAUUACUGCCAUUGUAUGCUGGCAAAUGGACACUAUGUGCGGCAUCGUUCGCCUCUGAAGCAGAUGCAGCGGAACAAUGGUUGGAAGUUCAUGAAGCUGAUCUGCAUGUGAACGAAACAGGCGAUUCCAUCCAAUCUACUGUUGCUUUGAUCCAGAGACACGAGGCUUUGGAGCACAACUUGCUUCUUCAAGCAGAACGGUUUGAACGACUCAAACGACCCACACAAAUGGAACUAUUGGACACGACCCCCGCAGAUUAUUCGGUUUCGGGAAAAGCUGCUUCAGGAGCCGUUGUGAGCGAGGAGACAUUGGGCAUGAUCCUAGCAGUCCCUACCGUGGACUCAAUGCUCCGGCAGUUUGUUUUGGAAGCUGAGAUUGAUUCUACCGCAAAAGAGCAUGCUGACCACCAGGAAGCUAUUGUGAAUAAAUCGUCCGAUGAAGAACUGUACAGUAUCGAUCAAGCAGUUUACACAGAAAACAUGGGUGAUCUGUUGUCGCGAAAGCACGAGUUUGCGACACACUUGGUGAGGGCACGUGAUCGGACGUGGUACGAACUGUAUGUGCUUAUCGAGGCCAAUACACAACAACUGCUGUUCUAUCGGACCAAGUCGGAUUAUAAUAAGCAAGACCCGUUGGCUCAUACAUUCCACAACGAACUCGGCUUAGAUUUAGGCAGAAAUCUAUUGACCGUUUCAGUCGCUACGGACUACACGAAACGUCCUCAUGUUUUUCGAAUUUUGAAUUCGAAUACUGGAGCAUCGUACUUAUUUCAAGCUCCCAAUAAGGAGACUUUGUCUUGA
Fasciola hepatica (liver fluke) is the source of this 1011-nucleotide messenger RNA. The record is from the annotation of a GenBank genome assembly. NCBI's taxonomy places the organism in Eukaryota, Metazoa, Platyhelminthes, Trematoda, Plagiorchiida, Fasciolidae.